UAAAUAUACACAAAGUUAAAAACUAGUUUCAAAUGUUGAAAAUGUUUCACUUGUUGCAAAUGUAUUUCGGUGGUCGAUUGCAUAUUUUUACAUCGUCAUCAAAAAGUGACGGUAUUCCCCGGAAAUAAGGACAGUUUCAUUAUUUUGUUUGCAGAACUGCGUUGAUUGCUGGAAAGAAACAUGUCUGGCAGUUUCUAUUACGUCAUGGUUGGUCAUCAUGACAACCCAGUCUUUGAAAUGGAGUUCUUACCUGCUGGUAAAGCUGAGUCAAAGGAUGACCACCGGCAUCUGAACCAGUUCAUUGCACAUGCGGCUCUCGACUUGGUGGAUGAAAACAUGUGGCUGUCUAACAACAUGUACCUGAAGACUGUGGACAAGUUCAAUGAGUGGUUUGUCUCUGCGUUUGUCACCGCAGGACAUAUGAGAUUCAUCAUGCUUCAUGAUGUACGACAAGAAGAUGGAAUCAAAAACUUCUUUAAUGAUGUGUAUGAUUUAUACAUUAAGUUUGCAAUGAAUCCUUUUUAUGAAACCAAUGCUCCAAUCCGGUCGACGGCAUUUGACAGAAAAGUGCAGUUCCUUGGAAAGAAGCACCUCUUGAGCUAAUGAACCAACCUGAGUUCUGCACCUUUUUUUAUUUUCUUCAUUGUGUUUAUCAUACACAUCAUUGGUCUACGAUCACCUGUUGGUUGUGUUUUGAUAAAUUCCCUGUUAUUACUUGCUUUAUUCUUACCAACCACAGUAUAAAAGACAGCAUUGGGAAGUGUUUUAUAAUGAAUUAAUGGUAUGUGUGAGUGUCACCAGCAUUUUGUUGCCUAGUUUGAUAAUAGUGACAUGGUCUCUGAGGUCUAGUUUGAUAAUAGUGACAUGGUCUCUGAGGUCUAGUUUGAUAACAGUGACAUGGUCUCUGAGGUCUAGUUUGAUAACAGUGACAUGGUCUCUGAGGUCUAGUUUGAUAAUAGUGACAUGGUCUCUGAGGUCUAGUUUGAUAACAGUGACAUGGUCUCUGAGGUCUAGUUUGAUAACAGUGACAUGGUCUCUGAGGUCUAGUUUGAUAAUAGUGACAUGGUCUCUUGAGGUCUAGUUAGAUAAUAGUGACAUGGUCUCUGAGGUCUAGUUUGAUAACAGUGACAUGGUCUCUGAGAUCUAGUUUGAUAACUGACAUGGUCUCUGAGGUCUAGUUUGAUAAUAGUGACAUGGUCUCUGAGGUCUAGUUUGAUAAUAGUGACAUGGUCUCUGAGGUCUAGUUUGAUAAUAGUGACAUGGUCUCUGAGGUCUAGUUUGAUAAUAGUGACAUGGUCUCUGAGGUCUAGUAUGAUAAUAGUGACAUGGUCUGUAUGAGCUAGACCUUGAAUGAGCUUGGUUAAAACAUGUAUAUUUAAUUUCUGAUGUUUGUGAAAUGUUCUAUGUCUUACUGUCCAGAUUUUCUCAUCAAAACACUUUCCAAAUCAUUCACUAGCGUGCAUGUGUGUGCAUUUGCCAUACAAAGUAAUGGCAGAACAUUUCACUAAUCAUUAAGCAUGUACAAAGACCAGCCGAUGCAAACAAACACUCACAUUCUGCGUGUAAUCGAUCCUGUAUAUAUGCAGUAAUAUUCACCACACCAGAAAACAUUUCCCAAAUGACUUACUGCUGAAGUCUAACUCUUAACUGAUAUCUUUUUCACAUUUUAACAAAGUGUUUUUUCCUCCCCUGUAACAGUGGAGACUAAAAACAAACAUCUUUAGGAAAGAUCAUUCAUUCAAGGACUGUUUUUAUUCAAAUAGCAUUUUUCAUUUAACUUGCGUUCCGGUCAUUCUGCUGCUGUAGCAAAAUGAUAUAAAAACUGAGCAAAGAAAACUGUUCUCAACACUCUAUUUUGUGAGGAUGUACAAUACUGUAAAAUCAAUAAGCAAUGAUUGUUGUAAUCAAAUGUUACUAUUAAAACUAUACUCGUGUGUAAGAAAAUGAAAUUGAUCUCCAUAAAUGUAAAGAAAAUACAUGUUAGAUUAAUUAAGAUGCCCAUAGAAACAACAACAAUGGACAGGUACAUACAUUAAACAUGGUUUAGCAUAUCCACCACCAUGACCAAAUUCAUAAUGUAUCACCCAUCUGUUAAUUACAAUUAGCCAGGUUAUCAGAACACUGAGGUUCUGGAAUGGUAAGAACAAGGUUAUGUACUACCUUAUUGGUAGAGAGCAGAAUGUCAUGCUGCAUAAGAACUCUGCUUUAUUCUGUGCAAGUGUUGAACAUUGUGUCCAUUGCAUAAUGAUAACUCAUUCAUUACGGUACGUUGUGCAGAUAUCGCAAGGCCAGCAAAUUCAGCUACCAGCACCAAUAAUAUUAUAGAGUAAGAAAUCAUAAACCUUAAUUUCUGCUUAGAUUUCCCACUCUCUGUACUAUAAAGUAGUGAUGCUAGAUUAGUGCUUUAACUUUUUCAAAUGAAGACUGCAUAAAUUACUCUGCUUUGUAUCAACAUUUGUUGUAAUAAAUAUUAAUAUAUUA
This is a messenger RNA of Oncorhynchus kisutch (coho salmon), 2481 nucleotides long. Its product is annotated as trafficking protein particle complex subunit 2. Gene Ontology annotation, biological process: endoplasmic reticulum to Golgi vesicle-mediated transport. The record is from RefSeq and is a predicted model, not a curated record. NCBI's taxonomy places the organism in Eukaryota, Metazoa, Chordata, Actinopteri, Salmoniformes, Salmonidae. The transcript is spliced from 5 exons. Bases 181 to 603 code for a protein of 140 amino acids.